This is a messenger RNA of Clupea harengus (Atlantic herring), 3850 nucleotides long. RefSeq names its product homer scaffold protein 2 (gene homer2). The record is from RefSeq and is a predicted model, not a curated record. Gene Ontology annotation, molecular function: G protein-coupled glutamate receptor binding. Lineage: Eukaryota; Metazoa; Chordata; Actinopteri; Clupeiformes; Clupeidae. Gene Ontology annotation, biological process: G protein-coupled glutamate receptor signaling pathway.
GCGUAGCCUUGCAAGUGGUGUUUAUUUGUAAUCCAAGAGGUUAGUGGUUUAACAUACUGUAGAAUUGGUCUUAGUGAGACAUAUUGUCUUCACACAAUCGCUGCCCAUUGUCCGGCAUUACCUUUUUUCCCUUUUAUCUUCCCCUGUGUUUGUCGUGGAUAUGUAUGUAGGUAAUGUAAGAUAGGAGAUAGGAUGUUGGAGGCUAAUAGGUUUCUCUGAGCAGGUGGAAUCCGCUCAGUGUCGCUGCUGUAGCUGUAGGUCUCACUUGUAAUUCAAACCCAUUGGGGAGCGGACUCAAAGGAAACAAUUCCACUAGCAGCGUUAGGUUAGUGUAUGCCGCGCUGUAACACUCUAUUUAUUUACAAUAUCUCUAAAUACCACAGUUACCAAAGGAAAAUCACGGAAAGAGCGUUGCCUGAAAACUUCAAAUGGAAAGAGAAUCAGCUUGGCGAAUGCAAGACGUACCGGGGAGAUCCGAGCUCUGUUCAUGAGAGUAAAGACUAUCACAUUUCAGUCUGUCAAUCGCUUACUUGCUUGAAGUGGGGUCUUCGGUAUGGACUUAACACGGAGCUAAUGUCAAGUGGACUUUCAAAAUAGUUUUAUCACAUAGAAGACUUCAACCUACCGGGUUGUUUGAUACGCAUUUUCUUUUCCGUCAAGAUCUGUUAGAAAAGUCCGUGGAAAUGGGGGAACAGCCGAUCUUCACCACCAGGGCUCAUGUCUUCCAGAUCGACCCCACCACCAAGAAGAACUGGGUCCCCGCCAGCAAGCAGGCGGUCACUGUGUCGUACUUCUACGACAGCACGCGGAACAGCUACCGCAUCAUCAGCGUGGACGGUUCAAAGGUGAUCAUUAAUAGCACAAUCACACCCAACAUGACCUUCACCAAGACCUCACAGAAGUUUGGCCAGUGGGCGGACAGCAGGGCCAACACCGUGUUCGGUCUGGGAUUCGCAUCAGAACAACAACUCACAAAGUUUGCAGAGAAAUUUCUUGAGGUAAAAGAGGCUGCAAAACUCGCCAGAGAUAAGUCUCAGGAAAAGAUGGAGACCUCCAGUAACCAUUCCCAGGAGUCUGGCAGGGAGACUCCCUCCUCCACACAGGCUUCCAGUGUCAACGGCACCGACGACGAGAAGAUCUCUCACGGGGGCCCAGAGACCGAACAGCUACAGAGCGAGAACGACCGGCUAAAGACGGCCGUGGAGCAAAGUAAUACUAAUGCCAAGAAGUGGGAGACCGAACUACAAACCUUGAAGGAGAGCAACGCGCGACUGGUCGAUGCACUGCAAGAGUCCAACACUAACGUUGAGACGUGGAAAAAACAGCUGGCCACUUGCAAGGAAGAAAGUGACCAGCUCAGGAUUAAGAUCGCAGAACUGGAAGCCCAGUGUAAUGAUGCCAACCAGGAAAAAGAGAGGAAUGCCCAGCUCACACUGCGAGUACAAGAGCUGGAGGCUGAACUGCAGGACAAAGAACAGGAGUUGGAGAACCUGAGAAAGCAAGCAGAGAUUAUCCCUCAGCUCAUGACUGAGUGUGAGAGCAUCACUGGAAAACUACAGGCUGCUGAAACGGCGAAUAAAGAGCUGACUGGGAGAAUGGACACCCUGCACAGCGACGUGGAGGAAAGCCACCAAAAGCAAGGGCACAUGAAGGGCGAGCUGAAGAAGUUCAUGGAUGUUUUGGAAGGCAAAAUUGAUGAACUGCAUGAGGUCAGGCAGGGACUGUCCAAACUGGGCCUUGACAACUAGGAGAUCCACUUCGUGCAGAGGCCACUGUGAGAAACACCAGAGAUGGGUUGUCAAGCAUAGAUCACCAUGGUACCACAUCCCAAGAGGAUUACACUUGUAAUGGAGAAAAAUCACAGUAAUAAAUGAAAAAGUAACAGCUAUAAAAAAAAAAAACUGGCCAUGAGGAAGAGAGGCCGCCAUGACCCAGAAUGCUCCUGCUGAUAAGUGUGCAUUGCAUCUUUAUUCUGAAAUGUGGCCCAGUCCCACAAUAAGGCCAUGUCUUCUAGGGGUAGAUAACAUGGAAGGGGUGGAGGGUUCUGUCAGUCUAUCUGUCUGUGUCUGUGUCUGUGUGUCUGUCUGCCUGUCUGUCUGCCUGUCUGCCUGUCUGUCUUGCGUGUGCAUGUUUACCACAGUCCACACUCAUGGAACGGAUGUGGAGGGGCGAAGGGUUUCUCAAGGGCUAAUGGUGAGGUACAGUAUGUACCGCCUAGCUUCAGUCAUGGAAGUAAUAAUAGAUCACAAAUACGCUGGAGACCUCGAGUAAGCAUGAGGGGUGAAACGGUAUAGGUCGGUUUCACAUAUGAUCUCAGGUUGUGUUUGGGGGACCGUUUGGUCAUUCGGUAUGCACAUACAUGAAACGGCAGUGUCACAAAAGUGCCUCAGCCUUAGAGUUCCUCUAAGCUGGCAAGCCCUCUGGGGCUCACCAAAGCCAGAGUGACUAGGAUUAUUAAAAUGAAUAACCACUUUGAUAUUUCUAUGAAAGCAGAAUCUAAUGGGCUCAUGGGGUAGUUUAUCCCAAAAACCAGGCUCUUUUUAUGGAGGUACUAGCUAGCUUAUAGGGCCUCAGUUCGAGAACCAGUGAGACUGGAGAGCAGUUGAUAAAAGCUGAGCACAUCCUGUGGAUGUUGUGGCACGCAGACUUGCAGAAGACCUGCUUUCGGUGAGAUCAAACGGUUAGAAUUGCAGGGCGCCUGGUCAGCAGAUGUGUAUGUGCAUCAUAAUAAUAAUAAUAAUAAUAAUAAUAAUAAAGGGGGAUCUUUAACACUCAGUAGGAUUGAGAAAAGUACAAUACCUACCAGUUACCCCAAAACUAUGCUAGGAAACCCAUUUGUUUUGAAUGCUAUGUUCAAAGGAUGUUUGCAUGUGGUGGUGCCGAUUUCGUCCAUUUCCAGAAGAAAUGUGCGUCUUUCACUUUGUAGUUUAUGUUAGUGGAUGUGCUUCCCAUACUACAAAUGUUUCUUUCUCUCUCACUCUCUCUUUCUCUUUCUCUCUCUCUCUCCCUCUCUAUCUCUCUCUUUUGUAUGAUGGUGAGUUUGGGUUGAAGGGAUGUGCUAUUGCUGCUAGACUUUGGGGAUUACAAGGAAAGUGUACUUCUUCAACCAGAGUUGGGUCAGGUCUGUGAUACAGUCCAAUGCUGCAACUCAUUUUCCAAACUUUGUGCUGGUGCCUAUAGAUUCAGUUGGACUAUUUCUAGCAGUGAACUAGCAUAUGAAAACAACAACCUUAUGUUCUGGAUGCGUUGAUGAUAUACAAGUGUUUUUUUUUUCUGUUUUUUUUUGGGUGCUGACUUUAUAUGGAAUUGUAUGUUUUCAAGGGAUGGUGGUGUUGCAUAUUCUCCAUGUAUUACCAAACUUAAAAUGUGAAAUUUGCCUUUCUAACGAUCACUUUCUCAGCUUGUAUGCUGCGAUGGUCGGGAACGGAGUAGACAUCUCAUAAUAGUCACUGUAGGAAAAACUUUGCUGUAAAUGUAAGUUGUCAGUCACUGUUGGGGUUCAUCUGACAUGGUGUUCUCUUCGGCGUGGACUCUCCCAUCCCAGACAGGCCCUCACUCUGAAACCCAUCUGGCCCAGCUCUGGCCCAGCUCUGGCCCACAGUCCACCGCUCUGUGGGACGCCACACAGAGGAAACCCACACACUGAAAAGUGACCUCCAAAGUGAGGGUAUUCUUGCUAAAUAUAAUACUGAGAACACUUGACCUUUUCCUCCUCCUCCUGACUCCUUUUGACACUUUGUGAUUUUUCUGAAAGAAGUUGUACCAUAUAGAGUUGAUAACUGUUCAAAUAUAGUUUAACUAAAAAUGGGUCGUUCAUGUGUGUUUUCUUAAAAGAAUCAUUUUGAAAUCA